AUGGAUGAGUGGGUGGAUCGGGGCAAGGGGGCCCUGACAUAUAGGGUGACGCAGGUGGUGUCCGGACACGGCUGCUUCAGACACUACCUGCACAAGAUACAGAGGGAGCCGGGGCCCCAGUGCCACGAAUGUGGAGCGGCGGACGACACGGCUGAGCACACUCUAGAAGAGUGCAAUCGCUGGGCCGUGGAAAGAGCUGCCCUCAGGGCGACCACGGGGGUAGCGGACCUCUCGCUACGCAGCAUAAUAGCGGCGAUGCUGGGUAGCGAGAGGAAAUGGGAAGCGGUGGUCUCCUUCUGCGAAGAAAUCAUGUCACAGAAGGAGGCGGCGGAGAGGAUGCGAGAAGCAGCUGCUGACGCGCUUCCUCUCCGACGUAGACGGCAGGGUCGAGGGCGAAGAGCGUAUGCUCGCCUCGAGCCCCAGUAG
Cydia fagiglandana is the source of this 426-nucleotide messenger RNA. RefSeq lists its product as uncharacterized. Bases 1 to 426 code for a protein of 141 amino acids. Lineage: Eukaryota; Metazoa; Arthropoda; Insecta; Lepidoptera; Tortricidae. The transcript has a single exon. The record is from RefSeq and is a predicted model, not a curated record.